AAGAGUCUCAUGGAUUUCCCUGCCAAGGCUGGCUUUGAACUGCCAUCCUCAUAUAUCAGCCUCCAGAGUAGCUAGGAUUACAGUUGUAAGCCACAAGCACCCGGGUUGGUUAACUUUUUUGAAAUGCUACUGUCUCUGCUACAGCUUCAUACAUUACCCCCAUAUUUUCUUGUUUGUUAGUUUGUGUUUUAAAACAAAGCAAAGUGCCUUGCCUUGAAUAUAGACCCCCCCCUCCAAAAAAAAAGCCCUACAGGAAAGCAGUGAUAGUAACUUUUCAACCUUGUGCACAUUUACUCCUGUAGUUUACUCCCAUACCGUAGUAGUAUCUUAUAGACAUCUUUGGUGGCCAAUGAAAAGCAGUUAAAUUAUCUUAAAAAAUUUAAAGGGAACUCUGACAGCCAAUAAAAAAUAUUUGGGUGGAAACUAUAACAGCCUUUCAUUUGAUUUUAAGAACAAUUCUAAAUUUGUAGUACCCGGUUCUGGAAUCACACGAGGCUCAUUGAAUUUGCUAAGUGUAUUUGCUGGGCAUUUCCAAUCCUUAAAUUCUCUCUGGUUUGAAGUGUAGAAUCUGACCCCUGUUCUGCUUCUCAAGGUAACUUUAAAACAGGAAGUGUACAAAGGAGGUAACUGAUGACGUGAACAGCCAAUCAUGGCUUUGUGUUCUUAGCUGAUAAAGCAGUUCAGCCAAUGGGACUGUGCUGGAGGCAAGGUUUGGUGUCAAAUAGCAGGCUAGAUUGAAUGCCUUUGACUGUUAAAGUGGAAGGAGGCUGCCGGGCUUCAUUGGAGCCUCAGAGUUUUUCACUGAGGCAGGGGUCAGCUGAAAGACAAAGAAAAAUGGCGAAUAGUUUGCUGGGGGGUGGGAGGACAGCUGUUCGGGUUUUCACUGGAGUGGACAUUCCAGACUCAGGUUUCUGCAUCUCCUGCUGUCUUUUGUUUCCUCCGUCCUUUGGUGGGGGGAGGGAUAGGAGUGACUUAAAUUCUCCCUGUCCGAGGAGAUAUAAAUAACUACAUGUAAAAUUAAUGCAGUUCCCGUUGUCGAAAUGUCCACAGAAGGAGGGUUUGGUGGCACUAGUAGCAGCGAUGCCCAGCAAAGCCUUCAGUCCUUCUGGCCUCGAGUCAUGGAAGAAAUCCGGAACUUAACAGUGAAAGAUUUCCGGGUACAGGAGCUCCCGCUGGCUCGAAUUAAGAAGAUUAUGAAACUGGAUGAAGAUGUGAAGAUGAUCAGUGCUGAAGCCCCUGUGCUCUUUGCCAAAGCAGCCCAGAUUUUUAUCACAGAGCUGACUCUUCGAGCCUGGAUCCACACAGAGGAUAACAAGCGCCGAACUCUUCAGAGGAAUGAUAUCGCCAUGGCAAUUACAAAGUUUGAUCAGUUUGACUUUCUCAUCGAUAUUGUCCCAAGAGAUGAACUGAAACCUCCAAAGCGUCAGGAGGAGGUGCGCCAGUCCGUGACUCCUGCUGAGCCUGUCCAGUACUAUUUCACACUGGCUCAGCAGCCCACUGCUGUCCAAGUCCAGGGACAGCAGCAAGGCCAGCAGACCACCAGCUCUACGACUACCAUCCAGCCCGGGCAGAUCAUCAUUGCGCAACCUCAGCAGGGCCAGACUACACCUGUGACAAUGCAGGUUGGAGAAGGCCAGCAGGUGCAGAUUGUCCAAGCCCAGCCUCAGAGUCAAGCCCAGCAGGCCCAGAGUGGCACUGGACAGACCAUGCAGGUGAUGCAGCAAAUCAUCACUAACACAGGAGAGAUCCAGCAGAUCCCGGUGCAGCUGAAUGCCGGCCAGCUGCAGUAUAUUCGCUUAGCCCAGCCUGUAUCAGGCACCCAGGUUGUGCAGGGACAGAUCCAGACACUUGCCACCAACGCCCAACAGAUCACACAGACAGAGGUCCAGCAAGGACAGCAGCAAUUCAGCCAGUUUACAGAUGGACAGCAGCUCUACCAGAUCCAGCAAGUCACCAUGCCUGCGGGCCAGGACCUCGCCCAGCCCAUGUUCAUCCAGUCAGCCAACCAGCCCACCGAUGGGCAGACCCCCCAGGUGACCGGCGAUUGAGGGCCUAAGCUGACAAGGACACCCAACACAAUUUUUGCCAUACAGCCCUAGAUGAGGGGCACAACCUCCCUCCCCGAGGACCAGCGACCUCAGCACCCCCUGCAGGCUAGGACAUUGGUGCACUACGCUCUGCGCCUGGGGGCCAAGAUUCUUCAACAGAAAGAUGCAAUAUUUUUUCUCCAAGGAAUCAAUAUUUCCAUAUAUUGAGCUGUGUGUCCAAUGCUAUGAAAUGAGAAUAUUAAAUAACAUAUUUAUGGCAUUUUCUUGAAGCACGUGGUUGAAGAAGUAUUUCUCCGUUUGUUUUUCUUAUUUUGGUUCUCACCAUCACUUUGUAGAAGCAGAUCUUCCUCUCUAAGGGUGCACACCAUUUCCUGACUCUUGCAACAGCUGCUGCCCCAAGAUUUGCCCCCUUGCUCUGCCCUCAGAUUGAAUCAGGUGAAGGCGUGUAGCUCCUUUUCCCCCAGUGCACCUCUCUGCUCCUCUCCCACCUGCUCUCCUCAGAGCUCUAUUGGCAUCCAGGGACUGCGGAAAUAUUUGUUGCAUUUAGAGAUGAAGUCAUUCCUCACAGAGAGCAAUGGUUUCAUUCCUCCAACCCUCCUCUCCCAGGAGGAACUCAAGGAGACUAGAACUUUGUGCAUUUGCUGCCCCCUCUUUUCUUUUUAAAAAAAUGUGUUAAAAAUUGUGCUAGUCUCCUUUGCUGCAUGGACUUCAAACUGCAUGAAAUGCAAUAAAUCUCAUUUUAGAUA
Perognathus longimembris pacificus (Pacific pocket mouse) is the source of this 2794-nucleotide messenger RNA. RefSeq names its product nuclear transcription factor Y subunit gamma (gene Nfyc). NCBI's taxonomy places the organism in Eukaryota, Metazoa, Chordata, Mammalia, Rodentia, Heteromyidae. The record is from RefSeq and is a predicted model, not a curated record. The transcript is spliced from 10 exons. Gene Ontology annotation, cellular component: CCAAT-binding factor complex; nucleus. Bases 1041 to 2048 code for a protein of 335 amino acids. Gene Ontology annotation, biological process: regulation of DNA-templated transcription. Gene Ontology annotation, molecular function: protein heterodimerization activity; DNA-binding transcription activator activity, RNA polymerase II-specific; DNA binding.